AUGCUGUUCGUGGACAAGUACCGUCCAAAAGCGCUCUCGGAGCUGCACUACCACUCGGACCUCUCGAAGCGUCUCUCAUCGCUCGCGGACCAUGAGGACUUCCCACACAUGCUCAUGUACGGCCCGUCCGGGGCCGGCAAGAAGACCCGCAUCGCUUGUCUCCUCCGCGAACUCUACGGUCCUGGCACAUACAAGCUCAAGAUCGACCAGCGCAUAUUCGUCACUCCCUCGAAUCGCAAGAUCGACGUCAACAUUGUCUCCUCCAACUAUCACAUCGAACUGACCCCCUCCGACGCGGGCAACUACGACAGGCUGGUCAUCCAGGACAUCCUCAAGGAGAUUGCGCAGACGCAGAACGUGGAUCUGAACGCGAAGCAUCGGUUCAAGGUGGUGGUGAUCAACGAGGCGGACUCGUUGAGCAGAGAUGCGCAGAGCGCGCUGAGGAGGACGAUGGAGAAGUACAUGGCGAAUCUGCGGUUGGUGUUGUGCGCGACGAGCACAAGCAAGAUCAUUGCGCCCAUUCGGUCAAGGUGCUUGUUGCUGCGGGUGGGCGCGCCCAGCGAUGACGAGAUGAAGACGGUCCUGUCCCACGUCGCAAAGAAAGAACGCUUCAGCGUGCCCGACACAGUCGCAACUCAGAUCUGCACCGACAGCAACGGUAACCUGCGCAAAGCCCUCCUGGUCCUCGAAGCGCUCCGCAUGCAAUCCCCGGACCUCUCCGGCGGCAUCGCCGUCGCCAAACCCGACUGGGAGGUGUACAUCUCCAAGACUGCCGACCUCAUCCUCUCGGACCCGUCGCCGCACAACCUCCUUGCCGUCCGCUCAAAGCUCUACGAGCUGCUCGUACACGCCAUCCCGCCCACCCUCAUUCUCAAGCAUCUCACCGACUGUCUGGUCGCCAAAGUCGACAGUCAGGUACGGGGGGCGAUCGUGCAGAAGGCCGCGUUCUACGAACUGCGCACACGGACAGGGAGCAAGGUCAUUUUUCAUUUGGAGGCUUUCGUCGCCGCGGUGAUGCAUAUUCAGAAAAGCUUUUUGAUGGGUAUGAGCUGGGACGAUUGA
Molecule: messenger RNA, 1062 nt
Organism: Kalmanozyma brasiliensis GHG001
Lineage: Eukaryota; Fungi; Basidiomycota; Ustilaginomycetes; Ustilaginales
Product: Replication factor C, C-terminal domain protein
Exons: 2
Coding region: 1-1062 (353 amino acids)
Biological process (GO): DNA-templated DNA replication; DNA repair
Cellular component (GO): DNA replication factor C complex; nucleus; Rad17 RFC-like complex
Molecular function (GO): DNA clamp loader activity; DNA binding; ATP hydrolysis activity
Source: RefSeq, a predicted model, not a curated record